AUGGCAGAUCAUACAGACUCUCCUUAUGCCCAUCCUCAUCCUCAUCAGAGGUUGGUUUCAGAUGUAGAUACUGCAAAACCACAAACUAAGCCAAAUCCGCCGAGUAAGUUCUUCUCACAUUUUCUGUCAAAAUCUGUCUUAGUUGGAAUUCUACUUGUUUUACUGCCACUUUUUCCAUCUCAAGCUCCUGAAUUUGUAAACCAGACCAUAUUAACUAGAAGUUGGGAGCUUGUACAUCUGCUUUUUGUCGGUAUAGCUGUAUCUUACGGUUUGUUUAGUCGAAGAAACGUAGAAAAUGAGAAAGAGAAUCAUUCGAAAUUUGAUACUACUCAAUCUUAUAUGUCUAGAAUUCUUCAAGUUUCGUCCGUUUUUGAUGAUGAAAUGGAUAACCCAUCUUCUUCUUCUGGGUCUGAUGAGAACAAGAUCCAGACAUGGAAUUCUCAGUACUAUCGUGGUAAUUCAACGGUUGUAGUUGCAGAAACCGGUUCUCUUCUUGAUGAACAUAAUAGAACAAUUAGUAGUAGUAACUUUAUCAGUAAUGAUAAAAGUAGUCAUAAACCUUUGAUAUUGCCUGUAAGGAGCUUGAGAUCUCAAGUUCCGAAGGUAGAUGAAACUAAACCAGUUGUUCGGCAAUCCAGUGGAUUGUCGUCUGGGUCGCUAAGUAGGUCGGGUUCAGGUGUAAAAAUUCCUUCUCAGGGUAGUCUUAGUAGAACUAGAAGUGGUGAGAAAAUGGGAGGUUUAGAUCCUUCUAUUUUGGAGGAGAAAUUGAAAGAAAAUGUAGUGCUUCCAUCUCCAAUUCCAUGGAGAUCAAGGUCCGGUCGAUUCGAGUCGAAGGACGACGUGGGUGGCGGUGGAGGCGGCGGCGGUAGCGGUACUCCACCUUCAUAUACUGUUCUUCCUCCAUCAGUUGAAGAAUCUGAAGUUGACAGAGUUAAUUCCUUUGUUCGUCGGUCCACAAUACCAUGGUCAUCUCGGCCUAAUUCAACAUCUCCCUCGCCAAGGAAGCUUUCUCCUGCACCAUCUUUUUCGUCAGAGAUUCAAGCUAAGAAUUCCGAAGAUUCGGGCAAGAGGAGGGGUUAUUACAAGUCUUCUCCUCCGCCACCUCCACCCCCUCCUCCGCCAAUGCUUCACAAAUCUCCGCCAAUGGUCCCGUCUUAUAGGCCAAUUGGUGAUCAGAUUGCAUCAACAAUGACAUUUGGUGAGGAAGGUUAUAAUUCUGCCAGAAGUUUCCAAAAUGAAUUGAAAGAUUUUAGCAGGAACAAGAGGGAGGGCUUACCACCAAGUAGAAUGAGUGUGAGUUCUUCGGUGAGGGAUUCUGAGAAACCUGAAGCAAAAUCCAGGCACAACAGUUUUGACGGGUCAUCUUCAUUGCUGGGAAAAUCAGUUCGAACUGUUAGAUUGAAUGAACAGAUGCAUGAAUACGAACGAGCAAGAGAUGUUGAACCAGUCUACGGUGGAGGCAGCAAGGCAGAAGUAUUUGAAAGUAACUCCUACACUGAAAAAUCUCCGCGAGAAGUUAGUCCUCCAAAGCCACCUACAUUCCGUAAGUAUCCAAAGGAAGAAAAGAAGAAACAGAUUUUCGAGCAUGUACUCGCAGACUCUGACGAAGAAGGAACUGAUUUCGAAACAAAUGCAAGCCAAGGAAACUCUGACGCUGAAGAAUCCAUCAUGAACAGCAACUCUGUCAGUGAAACUAGUCCUCCAAAUCCAAAUGAGGUUGAUAAGAAGGCAGAUGAAUUUAUAGCCAAGUUUAGAGAGCAGAUUAGACUUCAGAGAAUAGAUUCGAUUAAGAGAACCAGUGGGAAGAAGAGUGUUAUGAGAAACUCAACACGGUAA
Molecule: messenger RNA, 1836 nt
Organism: Papaver somniferum (opium poppy)
Lineage: Eukaryota; Viridiplantae; Streptophyta; Magnoliopsida; Ranunculales; Papaveraceae
Exons: 1
Coding region: 1-1836 (611 amino acids)
Source: RefSeq, a predicted model, not a curated record